UUCAAUUUCCCACUUGUAGCUUUUUUCUCUUUGUUUUAUAUAUAAAGGUCACUCCAGCUCCUUGUUCCACUGCAAAACAAUGUCGCCUUUGUCUCUAUUGCUUUGCUUUCUGGCCUAUUUUUCUCUCUGCAAUAGUUAUGCUUCUGCUGUACCUCUUGAUGGAGAACUCCCAAACGGACAUUUCGAAGAAUCACCACAUCCUUCAAAUUUGAAGAAAACGGUGAUCAUCGGCAAGUACUCACUCCCAAAGUGGGAAAUCAGCGGCUUGGUGGAGUACGUCAAAGGUGGACCCCAACCAGGCGGUUUCUUCUUCAAUGUGCCACGUGGAGUCCACGCAGUGAGACUUGGCAACGAGGCCUCCAUUUCUCAGAACGUGAUUGUUAGCCCGAGUUCAGUUUACUCCCUCACUUUUGGGGCUACAAGAACUUGUGCCCAGGAUGAGGUUUUAACAGUCUCAGUACCUGGUCAGUCUGCUGAUCUCUCCCUUCAAACUGUCUUCAGCAGCAAUGGUGGUGAUACUUAUGCUUGGGCUUUCAAGGCUAUGUCCAACGUUGUUAAGAUUACAUUACACAACCCUGGGGUUCAGGAAGACCCCGCUUGUGGGCCGCUACUGGAUGCUAUUGCAAUCAAGCAGAUGCUUCCUUUCAACUAUACAAGGGGUAACCUAGUGAAAAAUGGAGGGUUUGAAAAAGGCCCUCAUGUGUUUAAGAACUUCUCAACCGGAAUCCUCAUCCCUCCCAAGGUGAAUGACCCGUACUCACCACUGCCUGGAUGGAUCGUUGAAUCCCUGAAGCCUGUGAAGUACAUAGACAGGAAGCAUUUCGCAGUUCCUCGCGGACUUGCAGCCAUUGAGUUGGUUGCAGGGAGAGAAAGUGCAAUUGCUCAAAUUAUUAGAACCGUCCCAAACAAAUCCUACAACCUUAUCUUCACCAUUGGAGACGCAAAGAACGGUUGCCACGGAUCGAUGAUGGUCGAAGCCUUUGCUGGCAAGGAAACCCUAAAAGUUCCUUUUGUGUCUGCAGGAAAAGGUGGCUUCAAAACUGCAAUUCUCAAGUUCCAAGCAAAUUCAAUCAGAACAAGAUUAACAUUUUACAGUGCCUACUAUCACACAAAGCUUGAUGACUAUGGCCAUAUGUGUGGCCCCGUCUUGGAUAAUGUCAUUGUUUUUCCAGUCGCUUGACAUUAAUUAUGUAACACGGAUAUCUUUUGUUAGCUCUAUAUUAUUGUUAGAGAAGAUCUUGAAAGGUGAGAGUGUGCGUUGUUUAUUUCAGUAUACAUUUGGUUCUUCAGUUUUAUGUUUUGAGCCAUUGAUGGGUAUGUACUAAUCCAUAUGAAUAAGUUUACAAAUGCUCA
Messenger RNA from Pyrus x bretschneideri (Chinese white pear), 1353 nucleotides. RefSeq lists its product as uncharacterized. The coding region runs from base 80 to 1180 and encodes 366 amino acids. Lineage: Eukaryota; Viridiplantae; Streptophyta; Magnoliopsida; Rosales; Rosaceae. The record is from RefSeq and is a predicted model, not a curated record. The transcript is spliced from 3 exons.